AUGACACACAUAUUGCUCCUUGCCCUUUUCCUUUAUCAUCUCCUACUCAGAAUCUUUCUCUGGCUCUAUCUGCAGCUCAAAAAAGCCCAUACACUGUAUGUCAGAGCAAAUGGUUUCAGCCACAAGAACCAUUCAUGUGGAAGAUGCACCUCUAUUACUCACUGCAAGCUGUCAGAUGAAUACCCAGCUCACUUGACAAUUUCCGCUCACACUGUUGUAGCACACACUGCCAGCUCUUGCAGAAGCAAUGUGAGGCUCAACUCUGCACAAAACCAUCAGUUCAAGGGACAAAAAUUGGUUGAUUUACUCAUUGAAGUAGCUAAGGAUUUCUAUCAAGAGGGUAACUUCCAGCUUCACCUGAUGCUCAAUCACCCCAAAUCAGAUCUAAAAUUUGAUUGA
Messenger RNA from Melampsora larici-populina 98AG31, 399 nucleotides. RefSeq lists its product as uncharacterized. The record is from RefSeq and is a predicted model, not a curated record. The transcript has 3 exons. Lineage: Eukaryota; Fungi; Basidiomycota; Pucciniomycetes; Pucciniales; Melampsoraceae. The coding region runs from base 1 to 399 and encodes 132 amino acids.